Molecule: messenger RNA, 3405 nt
Organism: Eleginops maclovinus (Patagonian blennie)
Lineage: Eukaryota; Metazoa; Chordata; Actinopteri; Perciformes; Eleginopidae
Product: CMP-N-acetylneuraminate-beta-galactosamide-alpha-2,3-sialyltransferase 1-like
Exons: 7
Coding region: 1391-2314 (307 amino acids)
Biological process (GO): sialylation
Cellular component (GO): membrane
Molecular function (GO): beta-galactoside (CMP) alpha-2,3-sialyltransferase activity
Source: RefSeq, a predicted model, not a curated record
GUGUUGUUGUGGAGAUUGGAGACGCUGGUUUAAAGCAGCUGCUAAUAAUUUGACUGACAAAGUUUAAAUAUGAGUGGAUUUCGGGUGAAAGAGAGGUGGUUGGCGUAUGAACACCGCGCUCCAUUGUUGUGUCCCACUUUGUACGAAUUCGUCGAGGUACACUUUAAGCUUCCAGAACUUUCCAGGGGAUGUGUCGCUGAGAGCCGAGUGGGUGGUAAGAGUACGGGGGACGACUUCACCCCAAGCAAGAUGAGUCGUGUUCGCAGUAGGCAAACAUCUACUGACUUGUGUUUUAAUUAAUAAAUUACUUUUUUGAAAUCUAUAUCAACUUGGUGAUUUUGGUCGGGCUAUAGCUGGGGUGCUCACAGGUGUUGUCUCUCAGAGAGUGAGAUCUGCUUUCAGUUUCGUGGUUCAGCACGAUUGUUAACAUCUUGUAAACUAAGCUUUCGAGAGCAGUGAGUCACAUGGUAACCCCGCCUCAAAUAAUACACAUGAAGGUGUAUCCAGAAUGCUUCAGCAGCCAGCAGACAGAGACAUGGGGAGGCGCAGCUCCGACGAGUUUAUGUAACUUUCCUGCUGAAGUGAUACGAGGAUUUUCUGCAUUUUAUUCAGCUGUGAGUCCAGCUUAAAGAGGAGGAGCUGGACCUGGCGGGGAUAUCCCUUUUGUUUUAAAAUUUAAUAUAUAUACAUAUAGUUUUUAAACCAUUUACAAACCGAUUUUGGCACAAACAAAGGUCGCACUAUGACCGUAUUAUUAAACGCAUUGCUAUAAUCUACUUGUUUUAAAGAAUAUGUUUUUCCAAAGCUAAAGAAGCAGGAAGUAGACUUCCCGUGCUUGACUGAGUUUUAUGUAUUUAUUUAUUCUAAGUGUUUUUGAUUAUUGGCAUAAAAACGUUGUCUCACAUCAUACUAUAUCCAUAUUACAUUCAAUUAUAUUGUCUACCUUUCUUUCUUGCAUAAUUGUUAAACAACGAAUGUGAUUCAACCUGGGAUAAACCAUUGUAUUUGUUAAAGCAGAUUUAAUACUUUGAAAUUGAAUAUAAUAUCAUUUUUUUUAAAAACAGGUUUUUAACACAGCUUUUUUAAUUGCUCAUUAUAUAUCUGGGACAGAUAACAACCAAAGACUAGAUAUUGGAACAUUUGAGCCGAAGAUGUUUUAUUAUUAUUCACUUUUGAGCUGAUACUGGACACCAGUGAGCACCAGCCGCCUCCACAACAGAUGAGCCAAUUACAAGACGUGCUGGGAGUGAUGAGAAGCGCCCCAUUGAUGGUUUAACCAGUUUAUCUCCUCGAUUCCAUGCAGUCUUUGUGACACUAAUCAAACCUGGAGUGGAUCCAGUUUUACUCCCUGAUCCGGUAGACUUCGUCCUUCGAGCACCACGCAGGCACGAUGAUUUCCAAAGUGAACGUCUUCUUCAUCCUCAUGAUGGUGAUGGGAAACUGCUUGUUUUGGAAAGCAUACAUGUCACAAACAUUUUGCGCUUGUACUGAAUGUUCAUCUUCAUCGGAAGAUGGGUGGUUCAAAAAGCGUUUUGACAAAUCCGUUCAACCGCUCUUGUCGGCAAACAUGAAUUUCUCAGUGGACGCUUUCGACUGGUGGAAGAAGAUACAAAGUGAACAGGGCAGUUUUGAUUUGUUUGAAAGAACAGUUCAUGAUCUGUUUCGGAUGUUCCCACCCAAACCGGAUGUGAAAGACCACCGUCCGGACUACUGCAGGACUUGUGCUGUGGUGGGGAAUUCUGGGAAUUUGGAUAAAUCCCACUAUGGACCUCUCAUUGAUCUCCAAGAUGUCGUUAUAAGAAUGAACGGUGCUGUUACCAAAGGCUAUGAAGCAGAUGUUGGCACCAGAACCACUCAUCAUGUCAUGUACCCGGAGAGCAGCGUGCAUUUAGAUGAAUCCACUCAUCUUGUGCUGGUUCCCUUUAAGAUAAAGGACAUUGACUGGCUCAUCAAGGCCUUCAGCACCGGAUUCUUCGGAAGAUCAUAUGCGCCGGUACUGUCAAAAAUCAAGGCAAACAAGAAUUUGGUAAUGGUCAUUAAUCCAGCUUUCAUGCAGUAUGUUCAUCUCAAAUGGCUGGAAAAGAGGGGCCACUAUCCAUCCACUGGCUUUAUGGCUUUGCUUCUUGCCAUGCAUAUUUGUGACGAGGUCCAUGUGUUCGGUUAUGGAGCAGACAGUGACGGAAACUGGAGUCAUUAUUUUGAAAAACUCAAAGACAAACAUUUAAAAACUGGACUACAUCCGGGGGGUGUUGAAUACGGACUUAUCCAGGAGCUAGCUAAGCAAAACAAAAUCAGGUUUUACAAAGGGUUUUGAUCUUCCUUACUUCACCAGCAAAUAUUCAGACCCUGAAAGGAAAUCCCUGCAAACCUGCUCUCCGACAGCGACAUCGUUUCGAUUGGAUGGUCUCCUCCAACAAAUGGGAUUUUUCAAUCUCUGUUGUGACACGUUUGAAAACAAGCUUCUCCUUCAGUUUCGUUUGCUAUGUGGAAAGGUGAAAUGGUUUCAAGUUAAAUGGAUCAGAGCUUGCUUAAAACAAGUGAAGGCAAUUUUACCCACAAUGCACCACAGGAGGACUGUAGGUGUACUGUAAUAUCUCCAAUAGACCGCCGUUUUAGCCACACUGAGUUUAAGUACUUCAAGCAGAACAGGGGGAAACUAACUUAGAGGGGGGGAUUACGUGUUCGGCCACUUCUGUAGUCCUAUUCAGCCACUUGUUAACAACCAUUUUUUUCCCAGAACAAACCCUUAAAGUACACCCUGUAGCGAGUAAAACUGUAAAGCAGAAAAGACGUGUCCAUGCUGCCUUCCCACGCCUCGUUGUAGAUAUGUUUCUUCUUCCAUUUUUUUCUUCCGGGCACUAUUGACGUCACUAAAUCUGGAGACCAAUCGACCCAUAGCUACAGAACAAUAGACACGCCCUCUGCCAGCCAGCGGUUGAUACCGAUAUACAAAGCUCAUAGGGAGCGGGGGCAGGAGCUCCGACAAGGCGUUAGGACAGCGAGUGAAGAGAGAUACCAUACAGAGAUGCUGUAUGAGAAAACCAAUGUGAUUUUGGAACAAUGAACAAUGUCAAUGUAUUCUAGUACACUUCAACAAUGGAAUUAUGAUCAGUACAAACGGCCACAAUAUGGGACCUUGAACUUAAGUAAGAAUGCAGGAAUUUAACAUUUUAGUAGUGCUACUUUUACUGAACCAUAACAAACUACUUCCACCACUGUGCCUUGCUCAAGGGCUCUUUAGCAAAGGUAGACUUUUAUACUAUUUAUGUGGGUGUGUAUAUAUACUGUACCUGUGAUUCCAAGUUAUGUCCCUUGAAACUGAGCUACCGCUGCCCCUAUAACCCCCUCAAUGUUCAGCAUAAAUGAACAAUUUAAAAAUAAAGGGACAAUGUUUUUGUGCCGUCA